AGCGUUCCCUGGCUUAUUUUCCCCGGUUAUGUAGGGCAAGGCCGGUCAGGCUUUCAGUUGUUAGCGAUAACUUCCGGGUCAACAAAAGCGGGAAAUAUACUCAUCUCGAAAAUAUAUAGAUAUGCCGAAAGUAUCCAGGUCAUCCAUAAAGAAGACAGCAGAAGUGGCAAAGUCCCUGAAAGCUCGGCCUGCCAGGGGAAAUGGGGGGAAGAAGAAAGAUGUGGAGAGUACACAGGCAGUGCUUUCCCCCCCUACACCACAGAUGUUUGUUGCUAAACUUGGUGAAAAUUUCAAAGCACACAGAAACCAAACAGCUGCCCAAAAAAUGAAAAAAUACAUGAGAGAUCAGUUUGCCUUUUUUGGUCUGAUGAGCCCGAUCAGAAGGGAAGCUAGUAAGGAGGUGCUGUCCUCCUGCUCAGGGUUCAACCAGGCCCAACUCCACCAACUCCUGAAACUCCUAUGGAAAGAACCCGAGAGGGAGUAUCAAAUGUUUGGCCUGGACUGCUCACAAAAGUACAUUAAAGUGUUGUGUGGACACAGUGCUGAUGACAGUCUGAAGUCCCUCAUGGUGGUCAAGGAACUAAUCACCACCAAGAGCUGGUGGGACACAGUGGACAUGCUAGCUGCUAAUGUGGUUGGAGAGUUGGUGGCAGCACACCGGACGUCCCUCACCCCAGUCAUGGAGGAGUGGGUUCAGGAUGAGAACCUGUGGCUGAGACGGACCGCCAUUCUUCAUCAACUCAACUACAAAAAGAAAACAAAUCAGGAACUCCUCUUCCAAUACUGUCUGAUGUGUGCAGAUGAUGAAGACUUCUUCAUCAGGAAGGCAAUAGGCUGGGCUCUCCGAAAUCAUUUCAGGACAAAUGCUGCAGCUGUGAAGACCUUCGUUAAGUCUAACAAGGACAAGUUGUCUCCCCUGAGUCAGAAAGCAGCUCUCAAACAUGCCUGAUUUGGGGUCUACAUGCUUCCUGUUUCUAGUUGUAGCAGAAACAAUGAGAACUACCUCAACUACUGAUGUAGCAGCAACCAUCCUUGUUUAUACAGUGUCUAAGGUAGUCAUAGUAACAUGAUAAACGCCUGUAUAUAUUUUGUAUACACGAUUUAUAAUACACUAGGAAAAUGAGGAUACAGCAAUAAUAGGCUACAAUAACUUAAUUGUGAUAUGUUGAUUUAUAUUUUCCGAACAAUUGAGGCAGGAUUCAUUUGUUCUUUUUAUCUUGUAUUUUUUUAUGAAACUACCUGAUGUGAUUCACGUCAUGAUGAGAUCAGUCGAGAAGUAAUCAGCAAGAAGAACGCGAUAUACGGGCAACACAGUUUUUCAGGGCAUUAUCAUUUGCAGAAGGCUUAGGUCUUCAAUUAACCGCCUAACUAGGGCCGUUUUAAAGACAGUGGGCUUCUGCAACAGCAUUACCACUAUUAUAGCUAAAAUGGAUGAUAUUUGUGUUAAAAAAUGACAAAACAGUAUCAUAAAUUUAAUUGUAAGUUUACUUCAAACAACUCGCAAUGGCUGUUGACCCAACACUGUUAAGUCAUGGAAUAAGAUUUAUGAUGUCAUGACGUUGUUAUGGUGUGAUGUCAUUAUGGAGCGUGACGUCACCUGCUGUGACGUAUUUGAUAACAGAACUGAUAAUGGCCUGUCGCUAAGGGAUCAGUCGGCCAUUAUCAUUGGCCCUCUCAUUUCUCAUAAAUAGAAAGCUGUUUCAUGAUAUUUCCAUCCAGUUUAGCUAUAAAAGUCAGUUUACCUUCCACGCACAGGCCAUUUAUUGGUUCCUGUUGUUGGUUAUUGCUCCCCACAUAUUUCAAAAACUGCAUCAAGGAAAGACACAAUGCAAGUGAAAUUACUUAAUCUGUGGGUACUUGGAGACAAUGAAGUACAUCAUGAAGAUGUAAAUCUUUAAAA
Molecule: messenger RNA, 1900 nt
Organism: Haliotis rubra (blacklip abalone)
Lineage: Eukaryota; Metazoa; Mollusca; Gastropoda; Lepetellida; Haliotidae
Exons: 5
Coding region: 122-949 (275 amino acids)
Source: RefSeq, a predicted model, not a curated record